AUGGGAUUCCAUGAUAUAUCUUUAUAUCUAAUCCAACGCCAACCAGGCCUUGCUUUUGCGGUAGGACACCAGAAUGAAAUUCUACCACACGGUGACGAUGAGCCACUUGAAACCUCAGAUCAGCACAAGGUGUUAGAAAAGAAUUCACAAACCAAAGAAGCUAGAGCUCAAGUUAAGGAUUUCGGCGAUAAGGGGAGACAAAUACAGUUGGCUUCAUUGGGAAUAUUGAAAUUGGCUCUUAUUAGGGAAGGCUAUUUAUCAAGGGAUCAAAGGAGUACUUCGGAGGACAAUGGAAAAAUUGGUUACCGGUUUGCAAUACCAGAUUGUAUUGACCGUGUUCGAGACCUAAAGUUAAGCCACGAGCGUGCCAGCCAGUUCGUUGAUCAUUGUUUAAAAGCAUUAGUCAAGUAUGAUGCAGAGCAGCAGAAAAAGUACUUUGGCGACCACAAGAUCCUGAAAGCUGCUGCGAAGUACGAAAGUGUCGAAAUUGUGACAAAAUCUCUUCAUUAUUUCCCACACCUGAUUUUCUCCAAAUAUGGUGGAAAAUUACUAAAAAUGGCAAUUAAAUGGCGGCAAGAAAAUAUUUUCAAUCUUGCUCUUAACGGAACCGCACUUGAUAAGAUGUUGGUUGCCUCGUGUUACAGAGAAGGGCAUAUUUUAUUUUUAGCAGCAGAGCUACCAAAAAAUCCUCAACUCUUAGAUUGUUCUACUUCUGGUGCUGCUUUACAAAUGCGGAGAGAGAGAUGCAGUGAUAAUGCGUUGAUCUGGCAGGCGGUAGAGGAUAUUGCACAUCCGAGCACGAGGAAAAUGGCUUUUAAUAUGUUCUCGGACAAACACAAUAAAAUGUGUCAGAAUGCAGAAAAAUGGAUGAAGGAUACCUCAGAUUCAAGCAUGCUUGUUUCUACUCUCAUUGCUACAGUGGUGUUUACCGCAGCUUUUACAGUUCCUGGAGGAAACAAUGAAAAAGGAACUCCAACUUUCCUCAACGAGACAUCAUUUAUGGUCGGGAGGAGACGUUUUGGGUAUCAUCAAGCAGCUGAAGUCAGUGAAAGUGAACCUGCCAUCUUUUUGGAUUAUUCAUAG
Molecule: messenger RNA, 1083 nt
Organism: Durio zibethinus
Lineage: Eukaryota; Viridiplantae; Streptophyta; Magnoliopsida; Malvales; Malvaceae
Source: RefSeq, a predicted model, not a curated record